Aureobasidium namibiae CBS 147.97 is the source of this 1155-nucleotide messenger RNA. RefSeq names its product alpha-ketoglutarate-dependent taurine dioxygenase. Bases 1 to 1155 code for a protein of 384 amino acids. NCBI's taxonomy places the organism in Eukaryota, Fungi, Ascomycota, Dothideomycetes, Dothideales, Saccotheciaceae. The transcript is spliced from 3 exons. Gene Ontology annotation, cellular component: cytoplasm. The record is from RefSeq and is a predicted model, not a curated record. Gene Ontology annotation, molecular function: 2-oxoglutarate-dependent dioxygenase activity.
AUGGCUCCCAGUGCUAUCGAUGCCUCGAUCACAGAUGUGGUCCAGCCAAAGAAAGACACUCUUGGACUUCCCAAAGAGACUCGAGCUCGCUUCGAAAGAGCCAAUAUUGACCUCUCGAAUGGUUACCCUUAUCGUCCAGCUCGUCCCCUCUAUCUCCAAGACGCCUACAACAUCAGAAACGAACCUUGGGAACACAAUGAUGCUGGCGCCAGAGCAAAGAAGACGGAUCCCUCCAAGAAGUCUCUUUUCGAGGCUGCAAGCAAGGUCGAAGAUCUCACAGCUCAUAUCGGUACUGAGAUUCAUGGGCUCCAGCUCAAAGACCUCACGAACCAGCAAAGGGACGAAUUGGCAUUGUUAAUCGCCGAAAGAAGCAUCGUCUUCUUCCGCGACCAGGAUAUCUCUCCCCAACAGCAGAAGGAGCUCGGCGAGCAUUAUGGAAAGAUCGAAGUCCACGUAAUACCUCAAGUUCCAGGAGUCGAAGGCGUUACCGUGAUCUGGCCUGCUCUACAAGCGACCGAAAGAGCCGCCAACUUCAGAAACCCCGGCGGUGCUUCUCGCUGGCACACUGAUCUGGUUCACGAGCGCCAGCCCGCAGGAAUCACACAUCUCCACAACGAUAUUGUGCCAUCUGUCGGUGGAGACACCUUGUGGGCCUCUGGCUAUGCUGCCUACGAGAAGCUCAGUCCAGGCUUCCGCAAGAUCAUCGAUGGAGAGAAGGCAUACUUCAAGUCUGCGCAUACCUACCUCGACCGCAACGAUCCCAAUGCCGGUCCCAAGCACAUCGAGCGUAUUCACCCUAUCGUACGUGUGCACCCCGCUACUGGUUGGAAGUCGCUCUUCGUAAACAGAUCUUUCACGACCAGAAUCGUUGGUCUGGACAAGGCCGAGAGCGAUGUCAUUUUGAAUUACCUUUUCGAUGUCUAUGAGCGCAACAUCGACAUCCAGCUUCGAUUCAGAUGGACUCCCAGGACCAGUGCUCUGUGGGACAACCGCAUAACUAUCCAUAAUGCAUCUUGGGACUACGAGAACGGUGCAAGCCGACAUGGGACCCGCGUGACAUCGUUGGCUGAAGAGCCUUACUUUGACGAGGAUGCUCCAACGAGAAGACAGGCCUUAGGUCUUGAUACGAACGAUGAGUUGGUUGAUGUCAAGUAA